AUGGCUCAGAGUUCGGGGGAGCAACCAGCUGCCAGCCGCCCGCGAUUAACUCCGGCCUCAAGCAUGAUGUACAGGUCCCAGCCAGCCGCCAUGAACGCCGGUUUGCGACGACGUCGCACUUCGUGGUUGGCCGCAGUGGUUGCAGCCGUGCUGCUAAGCAGUUGGCAAGGUUUCUCUUUCCUGGGAUCAAUGCCCACGGGACAGCAGGCGCACAAGACGGCUCGGCAAGCCUCUGUGGUUGACAGCCUCAAGAACCCGGUCAAGACAGUGUCCGAGACCAUUGACGAGUUCUACAAGGGCUACCCCAAGCCGCCGGUGCUCCCGAUGUAUAGGAGCUUCCUGGUUGAUUUCAUCACUCAAGUGCACCUGACCAUGGUGGACUCCCGAUUCAAGUACGACGCAAUCUUCGGACUUGGGAUGAGGCACUUCUACACCGGGCUCAUGGGCAACUACGACAAGCUUGUCAUGAGUGAAGAGUCCGAGAAGAUUUGGAAGGCCUUGAAUAGCGCCAUGGGAAUGAAGCCGGACCAGGUCACUGCCGACGCAGAAGCUGUUGCCAAGUACGCCAGCUCGACUUCGCCAGCUGAAAUCCUGAAGCACAUGGAGGGCACGGCCAAGCCUUCCGAUGCCAAGAUCGGCACCGCUUUCGAGCAGAUCCAGUCUUCGCUCUACAGCGCAACUUACAGCAUUGGCUUGUUCCGCAUCAUGGAGCUGAGUGGUGUGGAGGUCAACAAGGCCAAUGCUGAGGAGUGGGCAAAGGCCCUGAAGAUUGAGCCUGCGUCCAAGGUCACUUCUGACCUUGAAACAUACAAGCAGAAUCAGGUGAAACUCCAGAAGGCCGAGGAGAUGAUCCGAGAGAUUGAGAUCCGGGAGAAGAAGAAGCUGGCCGAGAAGUGCUGGCUUUAG
Symbiodinium sp. CCMP2592 is the source of this 906-nucleotide messenger RNA. The record is from the annotation of a GenBank genome assembly. Lineage: Eukaryota; Dinophyceae; Suessiales; Symbiodiniaceae.